AUGUGCUUUGGCAGGCGCUACGACCACAACGACCAAGAGCUGCUCAACAUCGUGAAUGUAAGCGAACAGUUCACCGACACGGCUGCUUCUGCCAACCCCGUUGACUUCAUCCCUGUGCUCCAGUAUCUUCCCAGCCGUGCCAUGAGUUCAUUUAAAGAUUUCAACAAGCGAUUAGUCAGCUUCCCACAGAAGCUUGUCAAAGAACACUAUGAGACCUUUGACAAGAACAACAUCCGAGACAUCACUGAUGCCCUCAUUGAGCAGUCCCUGGAGAAAAACGUUGACACAAAGAACAGCACACAGAUCCCAAAGGAGAAGAUUGUCAACCUUGUGAAUGACCUCUUUGGAGCAGGCUUUGAUGCUGUGACAACUGGCCUGUCCUGGUGCCUCAUGUAUCUCGUGAUGUACCCCAACAUCCAAAAGAGGAUCCAGGAAGAACUAGACCAGGUCAUCGGCCAGGAGAGGAGACCGCGUCUGUCAGACCAGGGCAUGCUGCCCUACAUGGAAGCUUUUAUCCUGGAGAUGUUCCGGCACUCCUCCUACCUGCCCUUCACCAUCCCGCACAGCACAACCAGGGACACGGUGCUGAAUGGCUACUACAUCCCAAAGGACCGCUGCGUGUUUGUCAAUCAGUGGCAGGUGAAUCAUGAUAAGAAACUUUGGAAGGAUCCACAGACCUUCAACCCAGAACGUUUCCUCAAUGCUGAAAGGACCGGAGUGAACAAAGAGAAUGCAGAGAAGGUGAUGACUUUUGGCCUGGGGAAAAGGAGGUGCAUUGGGGACUUCAUUGGCAGGUGGCAGAUCUUCCUUUUCCUGUCCAUCUUGCUCCAGCAGCUGGAGUUUAGUGUCAGCGACAGAACAAAGGUGGACAUGACACCACUCUAUGGGCUGACCAUGAAGCACAAAAGAUGCAUGCACUUCCAGGUCAAGCAGCGCUUCCCCAUGAAGAGCAUCAACUGAGCAGUGGGCUUAUCCAUUGCCCAGACAUUGCCAGGGGGGCAAAGACCUGGAUGUCCUUGUAGCAAAGCUGGGGCUGGUACAACUUUGUGGGAUGAUGUAAUAAACUGAAG
Messenger RNA from Pterocles gutturalis (yellow-throated sandgrouse), 1070 nucleotides. RefSeq names its product cytochrome P450 1A5-like. Gene Ontology annotation, biological process: progesterone metabolic process; hormone biosynthetic process. The record is from RefSeq and is a predicted model, not a curated record. Gene Ontology annotation, molecular function: oxidoreductase activity, acting on paired donors, with incorporation or reduction of molecular oxygen, reduced flavin or flavoprotein as one donor, and incorporation of one atom of oxygen; iron ion binding; steroid 17-alpha-monooxygenase activity. NCBI's taxonomy places the organism in Eukaryota, Metazoa, Chordata, Aves, Pterocliformes, Pteroclidae. Bases 1 to 960 code for a protein of 319 amino acids. The transcript is spliced from 6 exons.